GUAAAAUUAUCCUUAAGCUAAAAUCUCCAUAACCAAAGCUUCUUCCUUCCGCCACCACCAACAAUGGCGUUAACUCCAAUUCCCUCUACAUUCGCUUCUCUCUUCAAUUCCUCCGAUCACUCUCCAUCUCCAUCUCCGUCUCUCCAUUAUCUUCUUCCUGGAUCCUCUCCUUCCUUUUCUCUCAACUUAUCGGCGCUGAGUAGAGCUCCGAUCUACUUUGAAGCGCUCAGGGUUUUAUCGAGAUCGAAAUGUUUAGCGAAGUCUUCGACAACCGCCGAGGAUUUCGUCGGCGAUUAUGAAUCCCUAAACGUAAGCGACGACGAUAGUGGUAACAGUGAUGGAGAUAACGGAGGAAGUGACGAUUCAAAGAAGAUCGAUUCUUCUUCGUCAUCAAGUGAUUCUACGUCUCUGGGAAUUCGUGAACCGGUUUAUGAGGUUGUUGAAGUGAAGGCGACUGGAGCUAUAUCUACAAGGAAGAUUAAUAGACGACAGCUGCUCAAGUCCAGUGGUCUGCGUCCCAGAGAUAUACGAAGCGUUGAUCCUUCAUUGUUUAUGACAAACUCAGUGCCAUCUCUAUUGGUUCGUGAACAUGCGAUUCUGAUAAAUUUGGGAUCUCUGCGAGCAAUAGCAAUGCGAGAUCGUGUCCUUAUUUUUGAUUAUAACCGGAGAGGAGGAAGGGCUUUUGUAGAUACAUUAAUGCCUCGGCUUAACCCAAGAAGUAUGAAUGGAGGACCCUCUAUGCCAUUUGAGCUCGAGGCUGUUGAAUCGGCGCUAAUCUCAAGGAUACAACGAUUAGAGCAAAGGCUUAUGGACAUAGAACCCCGUGUCCAAGCUCUUCUUGAGGUUUUGCCCAACCGCUUAACUGCUGAUAUAUUGGAGGAACUUCGUAUAAGUAAACAAAGACUGGUUGAAUUAGGCUCUAGAGCUGGAGCUCUUAGACAAAUGCUCCUGGAUCUUUUAGAGGAUCCCCAUGAAAUACGCCGCAUGUGCAUCAUGGGAAGAAACUGCACACUCAGAAGAGGAGACGAUGAUUUGGAGUGUACGUUACCCUCAGAGAAGCUGAUUGCUGAAGAGGAAGAGGAGGAAAUCGAAAUGCUCUUGGAGAACUAUCUGCAAAGAUGUGAAUCAUGCCAUGGACAAGCAGAAAGACUUCUGGAUUCUGCAAAGGAAAUGGAAGACUCAAUUGCUGUCAAUCUAAGUUCUCGAAGGCUUGAGGUCAGCAGAUUUGAGCUGCUUCUUCAGGUCGGUACAUUUUGUGUUGCAGUUGGUGCUCUCAUCGCAGGUAUAUUCGGCAUGAACUUGAGGUCCUAUCUUGAAGAACAAGCUUCUGCAUUCUGGUUAACAACAGGUGGAAUCAUCAUAGGAGCUGCAGUCGCCUUCUUCCUCAUGUAUUCCUAUCUCAGUAGACGCAAAAUCUUUUGAACCUUCAAUCCUAUAAGACGAGUUAAGGUGAAAACCUGUGAAGAAAGAGAAUUUCAUCACACAUUUACAUUGUGGCAUUAGGACCCUACUCGACUUAGAGAGUGGUGAUUGCAUAAGAUGUCUGAUAUAUAUUUAUAGUGUGGUCUCCAUUGAACCCCCGAGACUUAUGUGCACUCCUCAUUGUUUAUGCUCUGUACUAUUUGUCAAUGUUAGAUUAAUGUAUCAUCUAAUAAGCUGGUGCGAAAGCAAAUGAAAUUUCAAAUCUUUUGUUUUUCAA
Molecule: messenger RNA, 1699 nt
Organism: Capsella rubella
Lineage: Eukaryota; Viridiplantae; Streptophyta; Magnoliopsida; Brassicales; Brassicaceae
Product: magnesium transporter MRS2-11, chloroplastic
Exons: 14
Coding region: 64-1422 (452 amino acids)
Biological process (GO): transmembrane transport; magnesium ion transport
Cellular component (GO): membrane
Molecular function (GO): magnesium ion transmembrane transporter activity
Source: RefSeq, a predicted model, not a curated record